AUGAGAAGCGAAGGGCAUAGCCAUAACAAGUUCAUGCGGAUGAUUUCAGUCCCCUUGAAAGCGUUGGGAAAAGCCAGGGAUCUGUAUGUUAGAAGUUUGACAAGCUGUGCUUCAAAUGUCAGCUAUGGACAUGCCGCAGAACAAUACUCGGGGUUGCCCAGGAGCUUUAGUGUAAGCUCGGUAACCUCCAAUGACAACGAUGAUUUUAGAGAGCUUGUUAGAGCUGCAUCUGUGAGAAGCUUGGGUCAUAAGGAUGAACUGGAUAUGCUUUUUCGACGACGACAACAACAACAACCGAGGGUGCGGAUGGGAUCAAAAGGGUUGCCAAAGAGCUGCAGCGUUGCGAUGGGAAGGAUUGAUGAAGAAAACCCUUGUGAGUUUGAAGAAAACAAAGCUGUUGUUGGUGAUAAGAAGUUAGAUUUGUAG
Molecule: messenger RNA, 426 nt
Organism: Hibiscus syriacus
Lineage: Eukaryota; Viridiplantae; Streptophyta; Magnoliopsida; Malvales; Malvaceae
Exons: 1
Coding region: 1-426 (141 amino acids)
Source: RefSeq, a predicted model, not a curated record